AUGGGCAAGCGCAAGAAGUCAAGCCGGACACCCCAAGGGCCUCGAAAGCGGGACCCUCUACCCACCGCCUUCUCCUGUCUUUUCUGCAACCAUGAGAAUUCAGUCGUGGUCAAACUAGACAAGAAAUUAGGCCUAGGUGAUCUUUCAUGUAAAGUUUGCGGCCAAAAGUUUCAAACGGGCAUCAAUUACCUAUCCGCUCCCGUCGACGUUUAUUCAGAUUGGGUGGAUGCAUGCGACGCAGUUGCCAAGGAUACUGCCAACCAGUACGAAGCAUCCAGCGCCACACUGGGGCAUCGCGGGACAAGCAAAGAGGAUAUCCCAGAAGAGACAGUACAUGGCGAUGCUUAUGCUGAUGAUGAUUACUGA
This is a messenger RNA of Penicillium antarcticum, 366 nucleotides long. Its product is annotated as transcription elongation factor 1 family protein. The transcript has 4 exons. The record is from RefSeq and is a predicted model, not a curated record. Bases 1 to 366 code for a protein of 121 amino acids. Gene Ontology annotation, biological process: transcription elongation by RNA polymerase II. Gene Ontology annotation, cellular component: transcription elongation factor complex. Gene Ontology annotation, molecular function: RNA polymerase II complex binding. Lineage: Eukaryota; Fungi; Ascomycota; Eurotiomycetes; Eurotiales; Aspergillaceae.